This is a messenger RNA of Belonocnema kinseyi, 1299 nucleotides long. RefSeq names its product pancreatic lipase-related protein 2-like. NCBI's taxonomy places the organism in Eukaryota, Metazoa, Arthropoda, Insecta, Hymenoptera, Cynipidae. Bases 91 to 1299 code for a protein of 402 amino acids. The transcript has 5 exons. The record is from RefSeq and is a predicted model, not a curated record. Gene Ontology annotation, molecular function: lipase activity. Gene Ontology annotation, biological process: lipid metabolic process.
CUCUACAUUCUACCGUUACUUCUUUUAGGUUCUUCAACGUUUUCUGUUAAUGGAUCAAGAAAUCAUCAACAGGACAGCUUGCAUGACAUUAUGCUCAAUGAAGCGAUUUUAGACGCUUUGGUGAACCCUACAUUGGGAAUUCAAGACGAUCGAAAACUUUUGUCAAGUAUUCUGGAGGCUGUCGUGAUUCCCGAAAGAGACGUUAGUUUCCUGCUAUUCACCAAAGUUAAUUUCGAUAAACCAUUUCUAAUGAAGUUGGGGGACUCCGAAAAUUUGCAAAACUCUUCUUUUAACGCUUUGCAUCCAACCAAAAUUAUCAUUCAUGGCUGGACCGAUAGUUCACAGACAUCCUGGCUACAAGAAAUGCGCAAAAACUAUCUCAACGUCGGUGACUACAACGUUAUUUGUAUAAACUGGUUCGCUGGAUCAGCCAAAGAGUAUCUAGCAGCAGCAAAGAUAACUCGACAAGUUGGUGAGUACUUGGCCAAAUUUCUGGAGUUUCUUCGAAUGAAGGGAAACCUCGCCCUAAACGACGUUCACAUCUUAGGACAUAGCCUGGGAGCUCACGUUGCUGGCUUCACUGGUGCUUAUAUGUCAGGAAAAAUUGGAAGGAUUACUGGAAUGGACCCAGCAAGACCUGGAUUUGAGACACCCAGACUUAAUGAUCCCAAGAAUCGGCUGGAUGCGUCUGCUGCGAAAUUCGUCGAUGUUAUUCACACUUGUGCUGGCACCAUUGGAUUUGUAAAACCUAUAGGUCACGCUGACUUCUACCCUAAUGGAGGGACGUUCAGACAACCAGGUUGUCCUAUUUUGAUGACACAAUAUUGCAGUCAUGGAAGAUCUAAUCAGCUCAUAAGCGAAUCCAUCCUGAAUCCAGACGCCUUCAUUGCCGUUUUUUGUGACAGCUGGAAGAAUUUUAAAUCUGGAAAAUGCAUUACAAAAACUCAAUUUGCAUUCAUGGGCGAUAAAGUAAGUUACGGUACUCGUGGAACUUAUUUCCUGGAAACCAAUUCUGAAUCGCCCUUCGGUAGAGGAACCACAAUCGUUGGUGCAACUAGGGGAAGACCUGUAAAAAUAAAGUAUCAAAUUUGUGCAAAAUUCAAAAUGGACGACUCUGAAGGUUUUUACGUUUUUCUGAUUGUUCCUAGACUUAACAAAGAAUGUAUUAUUGGAGUCCACUUAAUGAAAAGAUUAAAAAGUAAAAUCGAUUUUCAUGAUAAUAUUAUAUUAGAAGAAGAUAUGAAUAGAAUUUGCACUAUAAUGGAUGCGGAAAAUUUCGUAAAAGAAAGAUACAUAUAA